UUGGUGCGGCAGCUAAGGGAGGGGAAGCCAUUUUCCGUUCGUAGGAAGAGUGCGGGUCAGGGGAGGGAGUAAAGGGGCUCAGCGCCUCCCUGCCUGGCGUGGACGACGGGCAGCUUCAGCGGGCAGGUGAGGUCGCUGAGGGCCCAAAGGAGAUGUUUUCCCUUUCGAGCACGGUGCAGCCCCAGGUUACAGUUCCUUUGAGUCAUCUCAUCAAUGCCUUCCAUUCUCCAAAAAGCACAUCAUCUGUCAGUGCAUCAGUUUCUCAAAACCAGCAUCGAGAUGUGAAUCCUGAACAUGAGGCUCCCAGCAAUGAGCCUAUGCUUAACUUAGGGGACCUUGGAUUAUCUGAAUUAAAAAUUGGACAGAUUGAUCAAUUGGUAGACAGUCUUCUUCCUGGAAUUUGUAAAGGCAAAAACAUUUCUUCCCAUUGGCAUACAUCUCAUGUCUCUGCACAGUCCUUCUUUGAAAAUAAAUAUGGUUACAUAGAUGUAUUUAGUACUUUACGUUCCUCUUGCCUGAACAGACAACAUUCAAGAACUCUGAAGAACAUUUGUUCAGAUCUUCAGUACUGGCCAGUUUUCAUACAGUCUCGGAGUUUUAAAACGUUAAAAUCAAGAACACGACGUCUACAGUCCACCUCUGAAAGAUUAGCAGAAACACAGUAUAUAGCACCAUCAUUUGUGAAGGGAUUUCUUUUGUGGGACAGGGGAUCAGAUGUUGAGACUUUGGACAAACUCAUGAAAACCAAAAACAUACCUGCAGCUCACCAAGAUGCAUUUAAAACUGGUUUUGCAGAGGGUUUUCUAAAAGCUCAAGCACUAACACAAAAAACCAAUGAUUCUCUAAGACGAACUCGUCUGAUUCUAUUUGUUUUGCUGCUAUUUGGCAUUUAUGGACUUUUAAAAAACCCAUUUUUAUCUGUCCGCUUCCGGACGACAACAGGGCUUGAUUCUGCAGUAGAUCCUGUCCAGAUGAAAAAUGUCACCUUUGAGCAUGUUAAAGGAGUGGAAGAAGCUAAACAAGAGUUACAGGAAGUUGUGGAAUUCUUGAAAAAUCCACAAAAAUUUACAGUGCUUGGAGGCAAACUUCCAAAAGGAAUUCUUUUAGUUGGACCACCAGGAACAGGAAAAACACUUCUUGCCCAGGCUGUAGCUGGAGAAGCUGAUGUUCCUUUUUAUUAUGCUUCUGGAUCAGAAUUUGAUGAGAUGUUCGUGGGUGUGGGAGCCAGCCGCAUAAGAAAUCUUUUUAGGGAAGCAAAAGCAAAUGCUCCUUGUGUUAUAUUCAUUGAUGAAUUAGAUUCUGUUGGUGGGAAACGAAUUGAAUCUCCAAUGCAUCCAUAUUCAAGGCAGACUAUAAAUCAACUUCUUGCUAAAAUGGAUGGUUUUAAACCCAAUGAAGGAGUUAUCAUCAUAGGAGCCACAAACUUCCCAGAAGCAUUAGAUAAUGCUUUAAUUCGUCCUGGUCGUUUUGACAUGCAGGUUACAGUUCCAAGGCCAGAUGUAAGAGGUCGAACAGAAAUUUUGAAAUGGUAUCUCAAUAAAAUAAAAUUUGAUCAGUCUGUUGAUUCAGAAAUCAUAGCUCGAGGUACAGUUGGCUUCUCUGGAGCAGAGUUGGAGAAUCUUGUGAACCAAGCUGCUUUAAAGGCAGCUGUUGAUGGAAAAGAAAUGGUUACCAUGAAAGAACUUGAGUUUUCCAAAGAUAAAAUUUUAAUGGGGCCUGAACGUAGAAGUGUGGAAAUAGAUAACAAAAACAAAACCAUCACUGCAUAUCAUGAAUCUGGCCAUGCUAUUAUUGCAUAUUACACUAAAGAUGCAAUGCCUAUCAACAAAGCUACGAUCAUGCCUCGAGGGCCAACACUUGGGUAUGUGUCCCUGUUGCCUGAGAAUGACAGGUGGAAUGAAACCAGGGCUCAGCUGCUUGCACAAAUGGAUGUUAGUAUGGGAGGAAGAGUGGCAGAGGAGCUUAUAUUUGGGACUGACCAUAUUACAACAGGUGCUUCCAGUGAUUUCGAUAAUGCAACUAAAAUAGCAAAGUGGAUGGUUACCAAAUUUGGAAUGAGUGAAAAGCUUGGAGUUAUGACCUACAGUGAUACAGGGAAACUAAGUCCAGAAACACAAUCAGCUAUUGAACAAGAAAUCAGAAUCCUUCUGAAGGACUCCUAUGAACGAGCAAAACAUAUCUUGAAGACUCAUGCAAAAGAGCACAAGAAUUUAGCAGAAGCUUUAUUGACCUAUGAGACUUUGGAUGCCAAAGAGAUUCAAAUUGUUCUUGAGGGGAAGAAAUUGGAAUUGAGGUGAUCUCUCUUGAAAUGAGUCCGUUGCUGGUUUUACUGCAAGAAUAUAAGUAGCAUUGCAGUACUCUCCUUUUGCAACACUUCUCUCCCAUUCUUGACCUGGUAUCAUUCAAGGGUGUGAAACACUGUCAACCUUUUGUCACAUUUAUCUACUUUUGGUUAUUCUCAUGAUGACACCUAUUGCAAAUUAGCAAUCUAUAGCAACUAUGUUAAAGAAAAUAAAGAACUAUCAGGAUUGAAACAGUUUGUUUGAGAAAUGUCCAUCAGUUAUUUAGUUGCACAUAAAUAAUGAUUUUAUGGUGGGUUAUUCUACUAGAUGUGAAUAAAAUUGUGCCUUGAGCUCCUUGGAAGUCUUCUUACUUAGAAAAAAUGAUAUUGUUGAAGAAUUAUCCUCAUUUCUAGGUAGUACCAUUGAUCUUUAAUAAAGAAAUGAAGCUUUUUGGCUGCUGGUAAACCAUAUUUCUACAUACAUCUGUGGAAACUCCAUUAAGAUACACUUAAUUAUGCUCCAGAUUGUCCACAUAUAAAAUUGUAUUUUUUAAAAAAUCUUAAAAAGAGUGAAUUGUAAAUGUAAAGGUACAAUCAGAAUUUAAUUGAUUAUAAACUUUUAAAAAUGU
Messenger RNA from Pipistrellus kuhlii (Kuhl's pipistrelle), 2910 nucleotides. Its product is annotated as ATP-dependent zinc metalloprotease YME1L1-like. NCBI's taxonomy places the organism in Eukaryota, Metazoa, Chordata, Mammalia, Chiroptera, Vespertilionidae. The record is from RefSeq and is a predicted model, not a curated record. Gene Ontology annotation, molecular function: ATP-dependent peptidase activity; ATP hydrolysis activity; ATP binding. Gene Ontology annotation, biological process: protein quality control for misfolded or incompletely synthesized proteins; mitochondrion organization. The coding region runs from base 153 to 2297 and encodes 714 amino acids. Gene Ontology annotation, cellular component: mitochondrial inner membrane. The transcript has a single exon.